Molecule: messenger RNA, 11563 nt
Organism: Corythoichthys intestinalis (scribbled pipefish)
Lineage: Eukaryota; Metazoa; Chordata; Actinopteri; Syngnathiformes; Syngnathidae
Product: cadherin-6-like
Exons: 13
Coding region: 390-2783 (797 amino acids)
Biological process (GO): multicellular organism development; adherens junction organization; cell-cell adhesion mediated by cadherin
Cellular component (GO): plasma membrane; catenin complex; adherens junction
Molecular function (GO): calcium ion binding; cadherin binding
Source: RefSeq, a predicted model, not a curated record
ACGUCCCAAUUAAUCCUGAUUGGUCGCUCACCUAAUGGACACCGACAACACCUUGCCAGGUGGAAUCACGUGUCCCCAGAGGACGACGAUGCCCGGGCCAAUGGGCGGCUGGCGUCCCCUCAGCCUCCGUGUCAUCCACCCAGCGAGGACGCAGUUGCUGCGGACGCGCGGCCGACACUGGCUGCUCUCAAUCGGAUACUCUCGCGCCAUCUCCCAUCCUCUACCCCCGCCGCUGCCGCUCCUCCGCGGGGACAAAGUCGCUCCAUCGUGCCCAGGUUCCUGUUUCAAGUCCAGCAUGAGGACAGAGGCGACACCCUGACCCCGAGAAAGCCCGACACAAAGCGCCGAGGGAGGGAGGAGAGGGGCUGAGGACCCGAGGUCCGGUCGCCAUGGAGACGCUGCGCGUGCUGAUGGCACUGUGGGCCGCCGCCCAGCUCGGCGUCGUGCCGGUUAUGGGGCUGAGGCCGCCGCGAAGGACUGCGGCGGGGCACAAGAUUGCCGGCGGACUGACGGGACAGGACGCUAACGGGGUGCCGCUACGGCGCUCUAAAAGAGGGUGGAUGUGGAACCAGUUCUUCCUCUUGGAGGAGUACACCGGCAGCGACAUGCAGUAUGUUGGCAAGCUCCACUCCGACUCGGACCGCGAAGAUGGCAGCGUGCGCUACGUGCUGACGGGCGAUGGCGCCGGCACGCUGUUCAAGAUCGACGAAAAGUCGGGCGAUAUCCACGCCACCAAGCGUCUGGACCGUGAGGAGAAGGCCUACUACGUGCUGCACGCCAAAGCCGUCAACCGCUUCACCGGCGAGGCGUUGGAGGGCGAGUCCGAUUUUAUCAUUAAAAUCCACGACAUCAACGACAACGAGCCACGCUUCACCAAAGACCCCUACAUCGCCAGGGUGCCCGAGAUGGCCGACAUAGGUACUCCUGUCAUCCAGGUGACGGCGCUAGACGCCGAUGACGCCACCUAUGGGAAUAGCGCAAAGGUGGUCUACAGUAUCCUGGAGGGGCAGCCCUACUUCUCUGUGGACCCUGAAACUGGCAUGAUCAAGACGGCGCUGCCGGGUAUGGAUCGCGAGGUAAAGGAUAAGUACCAAGUGGUGAUCCAGGGUAAGGACAUGGCCGGGCAGAUGGGGGGGUUGUCCGGAACAACCACGGUUAGCAUCACGCUCGCAGACGUCAACGAUAAUCCGCCACGUUUCACCAAAACGCUUUACGAAUUUAAAGUGCCCGAGUCGGUAGUGCCGGGCUCGCCGGUGGGCACAGUCCGCGCGGUGGACAAUGAUAUCGGCGAGAAUGCGGAAAUGGAUUACAGGAUUAUCGGGAGUGACGGGCCAGGGAUGUUUGACAUCGCCGUCGAUCGCAGCACGCAGGACGGCAUCCUCGUGCUCAAGAAGCCGCUGGAUUUUGAGCGCAAACGUCAAUUCACCAUCCACGUUCAGGUGGAGAACGUCCACGUCAACCCUCGCUUCUUCUCCAUGGGACCCUUCAGGGACGAGGCGACCAUCAGGGUGACAGUGGAGGACGUGGACGAACCGCCCGUCUUUCAGCGCGCCAGCUACAUCAUGGAAGUCCAAGAGGACGCUGCGCCCAACACCGUCAUUGGAACCGUCAGCGCCGCUGACCCGGACAGCAAACGCAGUCCUGUCAGGUACUCUAUCGACCGGCGCACCGACAUGGACCGAGUGUUCGACGUGCACGCCAUCAACGGCUCGGUCUUCCUCCUUCGGGAACUGGACCGCGAGGAGAAUGCGUGGCACAACAUUUCCGUGGUGGCCUCAGAGUUUAACAACAUGCAACAGUUGAGCCGCGUGUCCGUCUACAUUCGAGUUCUGGAUGUCAAUGACAACGCGCCGACCUUCGCCACCAACUACGAGACGUUUGUGUGCGAGAAUGCUAAAGCUAAUCAGAGAAUCCAGACAAUAAGCGCCACGGACCCAGACGAGUCGAUCGGAGGUCACAGUUUCUUCUUCAGUCUGGCCCAGGAAGCGGCCGGCAAGGCCAACUUCUCUGUCCGCGACAACAAAGACAACACAGCGUGGAUUCUGACACGCCGAAACGGCUACAGCAGCCUCCUGAAGAGCGUAUACCACGUGCCGGUGGUAAUAUCAGAUAGUGGCGACCCCGCGCAGAGCAGCACCAGCACACUAACGGUGCGCGUGUGCACGUGCGACCGCGAGGGCAACAUGAAGCUGUGCAACGCCGAGGCGCUCACAGCCAAGGCCGGACUCAGCACCGGGGCGCUCGUCGCCAUCUUGCUUUGCGUCAUGAUCCUGCUCAUGAUCGUGGUUCUGUUCGCCGCCUUGAGAAGGCAACGCAAGAAGGAGCCUCUGAUCAUCUCCAAGGAAGACGUUCGCGACAAUGUGGUCAGCUACAACGACGAAGGCGGCGGCGAGGAGGACACCCAAGCCUUCGACAUCGGCACGCUGCGCAACCCGGAGGCCGUGGAAGACGGCAAACAGAGACGGGACAUCGUGCCCGAGGCCUACUAUCCGCCCGUGCGCCGGCCACCCGUGCCCAGGGAGGCGCGGGACCACAACGGGGACGUGCGGGACUUCAUCAACCAGAAGAUCCAGGACAACGACAGCGACCCCACGGCGCCGCCUUACGACUCGCUGGCCACCUACGCCUACGAAGGCAGCGGCUCGGUGGCCGAGUCGCUCAGCUCGCUGGAGUCGGCCACCACCGAAGGCGAGCAGGACUACAACUACUUGAGCGAGUGGGGCCCGCGUUUUAAGAAACUAGCCGACAUGUACGGGGCCGACGACAGCGACCGCGAUUCCUAACGACGUCUCGCCGCGUUCCAAAGGUGGCGGGCGGCGGGGCGGACAAACGGACCGACGCUUUAGGGCGGAUGAAGGCCUCGCACGUGUCGUCAAGUGUUAGGGCAGGAGUGUCCAAACUACAAACCGAUGGCCAUUUGUGCGUUGUCUUAACCUUUGGUAAACAAGCGCUAGGUCAUGAAUGAAACAUCACCUCGACCUGAGCAACACAAAUUCAUUCGCCCCUCCUAAUCAAAAUGGAUUGAAAAUCUAGCGCUGUCAUUAGUAUCCAACAAGUCACUGCCUUCAACUCAAAAUUUUAAGUGGACUGGACUUAAAUUUGAGCACCGUAAAUAUUCAAUAAGAGAAAUGCGCAGGCAAACUGAACUAAACUGUUGCUAGCGUGGUCUUUCUAAGGAAUCGGUAUUGAAGCUAAGCUUAAGGUUACCAAGAAAUUUUAAGUUUGCCCCACAAACUUGAUAAUACAGAGUUAGGAAUAAAAAUAACUACCUUAAUUUUCGGACUAUAAGCCACCAACCACCAAAUUUAACACGAAAAUGGCAUUUGUCCAUAGAUACGCCGCACUGGGCUAAAGCCGCCGCUGUUCUCAUUGUAUUAUGGGAUAUUUACACCAAAAGAACCACCGUUGCUUCAAGAAGCUUCAUUUGGCCAUCACUGCUACCUUAAGGGAGACAAUCAACCUCUGCUGUCAACACUGUUGUCCAACAUGCCUCUUAGCAUGCAUUGCAGCGUUACAGAUGUAAAUUACAAUCAAAAUUCAUGUUCUGUGCUAAUUAUUUCUUCAGUUACUGUUCCAGUUGUUUCAUUAAUUGCAAGUUAUGGUAUUUUGUAACACUUUAUUUGUAAGUGGCGCCAUAUGACAGUCAUAGGACAAUCAUAAUUAUGACAUGACGCUGUCAUGUGCAUUUAUGAAUGCUUAUAACAGAUGUCAUUUUGUGUUAUCUGGCAAAUUAAAUGGAUUUUUUUGAAUGGAUAUAAAAGAGCCAAGCUGGAAUUAAAUGGAGUUUGUGACAUACUUUGCCAUAUGACACUUCAUGACAUAAGCAUUCAGUGCCCAUGAUAGUUUCAUGUCAUAAUUAUGACUGUCUUAUGACAGUGUUAUGACGCCGCUGUCAAUUAAAGUGUUACCUAGAAGUGUGACAAAAUAUCAAAAUGAUAUAUCGUGAUACAUUGCAUCCCAAAAGGUUAUCGAUAUGCUUGUGCCAAGAAUCGAGAUAUCAUUUUAGAAUGGUGUCAAUGUUUAAAAAUAAGAAAAGGAACAAAUAUUCUACCAUAACGCCCAAUCCAUUAAGACCGUUCACAUUCACUCUUUCUGAUUUUGGGGCAUUUCAGAGUCCUCUGAAAUCCUCUGGAUUUUGGGUUACAGAACAUCGAUUGAACUCAAACAUCCAUCAGGUAAAUGGUAUGGUAAAUGGUGUUUACUUGUAUAGCCCUUUUCCACCUUUCGCGCUCAAAGCUAGCACCAGGAGCAAUGUGGGGUUCAGUAUCUUGCUCAAGGAUACUUAGGCGAGUUCAUCAGGGCAGAGAAUCGAACCCACAACCUCUGUGUUGGGGGAUAACUACUCUACCACUGAGCCACGCCAUCCCCGUAAAAAAGGUAGUUCCCACUAGGGGGCACCAGGCCUGAUGGGUAAUAUUUCAAUGCAGUCGUGUUGGAGGUCUUUACAUGCUCAAAAACCAACCAAAAUUUGAGCAAACAUGCGGCUUCGCGAAAAUUUCGAUAAUUUGGCAACGUUGUGAAAAUAUGUCAAAAAAUGGCUCAAUGGCGCCCCCUGGAAUUUUUUAAAAACGGCCUCUCCAUUUUGUUUUUUUCACCGUAGAGCGAUGAAAUUUUGCGAGUCGAUACCUCGUGCAAAAAUGCUUCAAAAAGUCUCUUGCACCCAUAUUCCAAACCCAACAGGAAAUCGGGUAUUUUGGAUUGAAUUUCGAAAAACAUUUUUGUUGAAAACCAGGGCGCACGUUUGAGACCAUUGCGACGAGGCAGUUAGUUGGAUCCUCCUCAAAAUUACUGAGACUCUUCAUGAGACAUAUGAGAUGUUAUGAAAAUCGUGCGUUUUCGUCCUGGGCGGGGUACCAAAGUCGGGUUUUUUUGGGCAACGCGCCAAAUUCGUAAAUGACUAAACACUUUCUGAUACAAAGUCAAUCUUUUUCAUAUUUGGUAUGCGUGUAAGGUUUCUUAACCUGCACACGACUGCAUUGAAAUAUUACCCAUUAGGCCUGGCGCCCCCGAGUGGGAAUAGGAAACGCCUUUUUUUACGAGAAAGGCUCAUCCGCCUCGGGAAAAAAAUCUGUUGAACUGCAUCAAAGCCUUAAGACAUGUGUUCCGGUAUCUGAUGAAAAAUAUUGAGUUUUCUUUGAAGCGGCGGGGUCCAAACAAUAAAGUAAAAAGACCCUUGGCAUUUUGUCUCAAAAUGGCCAAUAACUUCCUGAUACAAGAAGCAAUGUUUCUCAUUAUCCGGCAUGCAUGCGGUAUCUGACCCUGAACACGACUGCAUUGAAAUAUUACCCAUUACGCCUGGCGCCCUCUAGUGGGAACAGGAAACGCCCUUUUUUACGAGAAAGGCUCCUCCUCCUCGUGAAAAAAAUCAAUUGAACUCAAACCUGCAUCGGGGGGCCUUAAGACAUGUGUUCAGGUAUCUGAUGAAAAAUAAUUGAGUUUUCGUUGAUGUGGCAGUGCCCAAACAGGAAAGUGAAAAGACCCUCGGCAUUUUGUCUCAAACUUGCACCCUGGUUUUUUGACAAAAAUGGCAUGUUUUUCAAAAACCUUCUGCCAACCCUCCCAGUUCAAAUGGACUGGGUGUCUACAAGUGAUAAACUUACGGCAGAAGGAUGAAAAUAGCUUGUUUUUCUGUUUAUUAGUUAUUUUGUAGAAUGAUUUCCUGACCAAUGCAUCGAUAAUCGUUGUAUCGCCAUAUCGUGAGAUUUGUAUCGCAAAUCGCAUAGUAUUGUGAGGUAGCAAGAGGUUCCCAUUCCUACUAUUGACCCAAAUAAAUGAACAAAAAGGUGCAGGAUUCAAAAUGAAGGAAAAAAAUAGUGGCUUAUAGUCCAAAAAUUACUGUAGUUAAGAAUCUCACUAAAGCCAUUAGUUAGCAUGAAAAGAAUGUCACUGGUAUCCAUGCAUUUAUCUGUAUGAGAACCUAAUCGGGAAGAGUUUGGACACUCCUGCAUUAGGGUAUCGGGUGUCGGCCAUGCCCGCAUAUAUCUACCGAUGUUUUUGUUAUUCUUUCGCCGCUGCCUGCGACGGACACUGAGCGGUGGUGUACUUUUCAGUGUUUCUGCGACAAACUCCUGCUGCAUAUAUUGUGAUCUUCUGCUUGUGUACGUUACAUGAUACAAAUACACUGUACAGCCACCUAUUUCAUCUUCACCUCACAGCGCCCCCUCGUGUGCCAGGGCGGUACCGUCGCCUCCAGGAGUCACAUGUACGGGGUGAUCGAAGCCGGAAUAAUGCUUCGUUUUCGAUGUCAGCCAACUUGAAGAACGAGCUGGUGUCUUUUGGGAACUGGAGAAGGAAAUGCGUUGAAUGGAGGCAACUGGACUUGUUAGUUGUUCCAAAAAUAUUUGGGUGUAGAGUCUUGGGUGUUGUCUCUGGUGCAGGGGUUCUGGAAUCGUUCAAAGAUGCUUGUAAUGUUGGUAGCAUAGUUUCCGCUAAAAACCCUUAAAGCUAAUCUCUGAGGUAAAGACAUCUGAAGUUAUUUGUCCAAAAUAAUGUCUCUGUUUGGACACACCUAUUGGACACGUAAAUAAUAGAAUUAAUAGCCAAAAACUUGGACUUAUUUGUUGAAGACAUUUAAAAAUUAUCUGGGUGUAGGGGUUCUGGAAUCGUUCAAAGAUGCUUUUAGUCUUUGUGUCUUCUAAAAAAAAAAACCUUACCUUUACCUCAGAGAUUAAGUUUAUUAUUAUUAUUUGGGACAAAUAGCAUCUGACGCUGGACACAAAUAGUAGAACUUCUGAAUAUUGAGAACUGAAGCAGAAUUUUUGACUAAAGCGGAAUCAUCUUCAAGCAUCAGAAAGAGUUCAGUUGCCUUGAUUCAACUCUUGCGAAUUACCCUGACCUGAAUGACUGAGAAUCAGCGCAGGUCUGAUCUUUCCUGAAGACCAUCCUGAUCCUACACAAACAAACGAGUACAGAUAAAGCUCAUAUGUCUGGAAACGCCAGAUCUGGAAGGUACCAAUGCGGUGGUCGGAUUUCCUAGCCGCAGCUCUCGAUGCCUUCGGCCUUUCUCCACAAACGAGGUCUUACGACCUUAGACCAGCCGAAAGCGCAUCCCGGACUUUAAAAAAUGUGACAGCCUUAAAGAAGUGAAGCAGACUCUGUUAGCAUCCGUCACGCGGCUAAGCAACUCAAAGAGUUUUUCUGUGGAGUCUUCAGCACGUGGUCCUUUUGGUUUUCUUAGGUGGUCUUCUUCCCGUCCCCCCUGACGCAAACGUGGUGGUUUGCCAUCCAGUAGACGUGUGCUUGUCGAUGUGUAGACGCCGUCAGACCGUUGGUGACAAACGUGUUGGAGUCUCUGUGAGCGUAGAAAGCGUCGUGUCGGGACGGCUCGCCGUAGGCUGGCGGGCCCGCAGUCCAGCAAUUCUGCUUUGUACAACGUGAGAUUUUGUACUGGAUAUUUAUAUGACACAAUUAAAUAUCUUGAAAAGCUAAUUCGUCUGCUCGUUGCUUCCAAGAUAUUUUUAUAUGAAUAUAUAUGGCGGAAAACACUCAGGUGACUUGAAGUUCCACUCUGAGACCCCCAAUUUGGCCAAAUUUCAAAAUUUGUCUGAUAUGCAUGUGCGAUACAUAUUUGGAAAGCUUCAAAUCCCAAUUUUCUGGGGGAAGAAAAAUUUUGGACAGGAGGGCAUUUAAAAAAAAAAAAAAAAAGUUUUUUUAAACAGCAAAUCCCAAUAUGGAGGUGAGAGCACGCGACAGCAGAAUUACAGACGCCAUGACUUUAACGAGAUAUUAUCGCGUAUUUACCUUGUUUCUAUCCAAAAACUCCAUGUAUCACUGAGUGUCAAAACACACCUGUGAAUGGCCACAGCUGGAUUUUUGGGGGGAUUUUAUGGGUGAAACAUGGUAAUAUAACAAGGGUCGCGAUGCAGAAAUUGCAGACAUCAAGGAGUGGUCGAGAUUUUUUUUUCCAUAUAUUUACCUUUUUAUAUAUAUUUUUUUAGGGCUGUCAAACGAUUAAAAUUUUUAAUCGAGUUAAUUACAGCUUAAAAAUUAAUUAAUCGUAAUUAAUCGCAAUUAAUCGCAAUUCAAACCAUCUAUAAAAUAUGCCAUAUUUUUCUGUAAAUUAUAUAUAUAUAUUCUGUAAAAUAAAUUGUUGGAAUGGAAAGAUAAGACACAAGAUGGCUAUAUACAUUCAACAUACGGUACAUAAGGACUGUAGUGGGCAUUUCACUCUACUGUCAUUUAAAUCUGUCUAUGCUGUCCUCACUCCGAAGCGUCUACUUUUUCCAAAGCUAGACAGCUAGUGAACGACGCCUUAAUAAUCAGACUUCUUCCUUUUUAAUUUGAUUUAUUAAUAAAAUGGCCUCAAACCAUUGUCCUCUUUCGACCGUUGUAAAUCUACAAAAAAACAGUACACAAGCAUUGCAUUAGCAACAACGUUAGCUUAGCACGCUAUACAGGUUCACUAAACAUAAACAAGAAGCGUCUCAUACAAAAAAUAUAACAUUUCACUUACUAACAUAAUAUUUACAUUCUUUACAACAACCAUACUUACGGACAAAUCUUGUCCAAGGAUCAUAUAAGCACAACAUUACAACGUAGGUGUCAGCCCGAGAUGUCGUGCAGCCAUAUUGAACUGGCAAGAAAACAAUAAACCAUGUCGCAAAGCGACCACAAGAGUUCGCUGUUAGACAGCACAAAAAGCCUUGCUGUAAAACUUACCAAAAGGCAGAAUACUGUCUGAGCGGGACAUGUGCGUUAAUUGCGUCAAAUAUUUUAACGUGAUUAAUUAAAAAAAUUAAUUACCGCGCGUUAACGCGGUAAUUUUGACAGCCCUAAUUUUUUUCCAAUUUUUCUUUGUUUGGAUCGAUCUAACAUCGGAAAAAAGCGACAGAAACAACAACAACAACAAAAAAUACAAUUAAGCGAUAGUUAUCAGGUAAAUACACAUGACUAUUUUACAGACACCAUUUUUUUCAUUGUGAUGUAAUUUGUUUAAAAGUUUAAAAUAUGCAAGUGAAUAAUUUUUUUAAAGUUUUUUUUUUUACGAAUAUUAGACAUCAAUUAAUGAUUCUAAGCUAAAAAUGACAUUUUGAAUAAUAAAUCUAAUUAAUUACCUUCGUUUUAUGGCUGGGAAGAAACAAAAGCGGUUGCGUGACGUCUGUAAACGGGGGUUUUCAGGGUAAAACUGGCAAAUUAAAAAUAGUUUGGGGGCUUAAUGCGCCAUUAAUCUGCUAUGGCAGCAUAUAGACAUAUUGUUCUAUCAAAAACAACAGUUGUUUUGGCUCAAAAUACAGCAGUUUUUUUGAAAGAGGAGUGGACCCCCUUUUGCCUUCAGAACUACCUCAAUUCUUCGUGGCAUAGAUUCAACAAGGUGCUGGAAGCAUUCCUCAGAGAGUUUGGUCCAUAUUGACAUGAUGGCAUCACACAGUUAGUGCAGAUUUGUCGGUUGCACAUCCAUAAUUGCGAAUCUCUCGUUCCACCACAUCCCAAAGAUGCUCUAUUGGAUUGAGAUCUGGUGACUGUGGAGGCCAUUUGAGUACAUUGUCAUGUUCAAGAAACCAGUCUGAGAUGAUUCCAGCCUUAUGACAUGGCGCAUUAUCCGGCUGAAAGUAGCCAUCAGAAGUUGGGUACAUUGUGCUCAUAAAGGGAUGGACAUGGUCAGCAACCAUACUCAGGUAGGCUGUGGCGUUCCAACGAUGCUCAAUUGGUACCAAGGGGCCCAAAGAGUGCCAAGAAAAUAUUCCCCACACCAUUACAACACCACCACCACCAGCCUUAACCGUUGAUACAAGGCAGGAUGGAUCCAUGCCUUCAUGUUGUUGACGCCAAAUUCUGACCCUACCAUCCGAAUGUCGCAGCAGAAAUCGAGAAUCAUCAGACCAGGCAACGUUUUUCCAAUCUUCUAUUGUCCAAUUUCGAUGAGCUUGUGCAAAUUCUAGCCUCAGUUUCCUGUUCUUAGCUGAAAGGAGUGGCACCCGGCGUGGUCUUCUGCUGCUGUAGCCCAUCUGCCUCAAAGUUGCGACAUACUGUGCGUUCAGAGAUGCUCUUCUGCCUACCUUGGUUGUAACGGGUGGUUAUUUGAGUCACUGUUGCCUUUCUAUUCUUUAAAAAUGAAACAAUGUGAUUUUCUGUUUUUUUCCACAUUCUGUCUCUCAUGGUUGAGGUUUACCCAUGUUAUCAAUUACAGGCCUCUCUAAUCUUUUCAAGUAGGAGAACUUGCAUAAUUGGUGUAUGACUAAAUACUUAUUUGCCCCACUGUGCAUACAGGAACACAAAAUGAGUUUGACGUCCCCAGUCCUAGACCCUAAGCUCAGGACAAACACUUGUUUAUUUCCGAAAUGCUGAUUUGAAAAUAAAGUGUUUAUGUAUCACUGAGUGGAAUAUGGCUAAGGGCUAGUGUGAAAGAAAUAAUUGGAAAUGCAAAUAAUUCUUGGCUGGGGAAGUAGUCAAAUAGACAAUCUCUAAUUAAGAUCAUCUUGACAGCCAAUUGGAUUAGGGAAGUGCGAGUUAAGAAAAGAAAGAAAAACAAUCUAAUUUGGCUUAUUAAGGGGCUGAGUGGCAGAUGUAAGACAGAUGGUGACGGCGUAUUAACCACGCGGCGGCGGCCAACUUGAAUUAUUGACUUGAUUUACAGAUAAUUUCAUUAGAACUUUAUUUACUUUCACAAUCAAGUAUUAAAAAAAAGGCGCUCACAGAUGAGGAAAGAACCGACGUUUUCUUCCAUUGGGAUUUUCCGACUCUGAGAGGAAGCAGAGCUCACCGUGGUGAGUUCGAUUCACCUCACUUCCUGCCGUCUUUGAGCUCAUCGCCGUCCUUGUCCUGGCGUUCCCGCUCGCGUCUCAUCUCCUUCAGCUCCUGCCGGUACUUGCGCUCGAUGAAGCGCUUCUGAUGGGCCAUCUGCGGGAAGUUAUCUGCGGCGGGAGAGAACACAGACGAGGGUGACCGAGAGGAACGGAAUGGGUAGAAGAAAAGAAAAAAAAAAAAAAAACACAGAGUGGCUGUUUAGCGGCGCUUUGACUCCGGUCCAGUGAGCGAAAAGAUUGGAGGCGGUGCCGCCGCGUUGUUCUUUGGUUAUUAAUGACGCCGUGAAAUUAGAAUAGCUUGUUUGAUGUCAGACGCGAUUAAUUACCAGGGUAAGAUGACUUCAUUAGAUACGUGACGUCAGCGUACCGUUUGCUACCUGGGAUUUUGCUUCACGGGAUAUUAACUCGCUCCCUACCAUUGGCGGCAAUAGAUGGCCAAUAUGUCCGUAUUUUCCGCACUAUAAGGCGCAUCAGAGUAUAAGGCGCACCUUCAUUGAAUGGCUUAUUUCAAAACUUUUCAUGUAUUGGGCGCACCGCAUUAUAAGGUGCAGUAGUAGUAGUAGUAGUAGUAGUAAUAGUAGUGGUGAUUGGGGCUGCGUUAUCCAUCCACUAGAUAGUGCUGUGCUAAAGGGAAAGUCAUGCCAUGAUUUACCAAUAUUGAUCAUUAUAUAAGGCACAUCAGAUUAUAAGGGACACUGUCUGCUCUUGAAAAAAUUGAAGGCUUUUAGGUGUGCCUUAUAAUGCGGAAAAUACGGUAUUUUCAGUUUAAAAAAAUAAAUACAAUAACUACAUACUCACUAGCGGUGUGGGAAAAUAUCUAA